CGCAGGUGGGAAGCGCCUCCCGGGGCAGCCCCGGUCCCGCCCCGCCGCCCGCUCGGCUCCGCCCGAGGGCCCGUCCCGCCGCGGAGGGAGGGAAGGACAGACCGACCGGGGCGGGAGCCCGGCCCGGCCCCGCCCGCGCCCGCUGCGCCGCACCUGAGCGAGCAGCGGCGGCUCCGGUCCCGGUCCCGGCUCCCCCGCCCCGCCGCCCGCCCAUGGCUCGGCCGCUGCCGCUGCUGCUCUGCCUGGCGGCGCUGGGCGCCGGCUGCCGGGCAGGGCUCCCCCCCGCCGGCACGGCCGGGCCCUCCGCCGAGCCGCUGCAGGACGAGGCGGACAACCAGGAGAACAUCCUCUCCCAGCUGUUAGGUGACUAUGACAAGGUGAAGGCGGUGUCUGAAGGCUCUGACUGCCGGUGCAAAUGCCUGGUCAGACCCCUGGGCCGCGGUGCCUGCCAAAGGAUUAACGAAGGCGCUUUCAAAGCGGAGGACUUCUACACAGUGGAAACCAUCACGUCAGGACCCAGCUGCAAGUGUGCAUGUGUGGCCCCCCCAUCAGCACUCAAUCCCUGCGAGGGUGACUUCAGGCUGAAGAAGCUGCGGGAGGCAGAGAGCGGUGACCUGAAGCUGUCCUCCAUCAUCGAGAUGCUGGAAAGUGCCUUUUAUGGCUUGGACCUUCUGAAGCUGCACUCGGUCACAACCAAGCUGGUGGGCCGGGUGGAAAAGCUUGAGGAGGGCAUGUCGAGGAACUUCACACAGAAAGGCCCCUGGGCAGGAGCCAACGUGGAGGAGGGCCCACAGGAUCACCUCCACAGGGACAGGGAGAACUGCUCCAGCCUCAUUACCAACAGCCUUGCUGACAUUGAGAGCUCACUGCAGCGGGACGCCGAGGCUGCCUACACACACGCAGAGGGCAAAUAUGAAGAAAGAUUCCUGAAAGAUGAAACCAUCUCCCAGCAGAUCAAUUCCGUUGAGUCCCUCCCAGACUUGCAUCUCUCUCCGGAGGAUGAGAAGCCCAAGCAGCUCUUGCAGAGGAAGCUGCACAUAAGGAGCCGACCUCCUUCCAAGCCCACCAUUGUUCGAGGAGUCACCUACUACAAAGCCCAGUCCACUGAGUCGGAGAAUGACAUUGAGGAGCAACAUGAACUGUUCAGUGGGGACAACACCAUGGACCUGCUGAUCGAGGACCAGCUCUUGAGGCCCAGCAGCCGGGCAGGUGAGGGCGUGAGGAAGCCCUCCCCCGUGGGAUGGCCGCCCACCCCUGGCAGUGACCCGACCACUCCGCCGGCUGCCGACACAGCUGCGACAGCCACAGUGCCCCUGUCCCCAGCCACGUCCAUGGGGCCCACGCCAGACCCCACCGCUGUGAGCUGGCUGACACCCACCCCAGAGACCACAACUGCCCCGACAAGGCUGGCAGAGGAGGGGACACCACAGCUACCGGCAGCCUUUGCCAGCACAGUGGUGGCCACAGCCAUGGAGACCCUGGCCACAGCCACCAGCCCUGUCCCCAGCCCUACCAUGGCCACCACCACUGGGACCUUGAGUGACGUGGAGACGAGCCCUGCCGCGGAGAGCAGCGCAGGCACGUGGGGACAGGGAAGCACCCCCACGAUACCGAUCAGCCCCACCAUUCCUGCCACACCAAAGCAGGCCCUGGAGGAGGAGGACAUCAGGAACAUCAUCGGGCGCUGCAAGGACACGCUGUCCACCAUCUCUGGGCCCACCACCCAGAACACCUAUGGGCGUAACGAGGGGGCCUGGAUGAAGGACCCCCUGGCCCGGGAGGAGCGGAUCUAUGUCACCAACUACUACUACGGGAACACACUGGUGGAGUUCAGGAACCUUGACAACUUCAAGCAAGGGCGCUGGAGCAAUUCCUACAAGCUCCCGUACAGCUGGAUCGGGACAGGGCAUGUUGUCUACAAUGGCUCCUUCUACUACAACCGGGCCUUCACACGCAACAUCAUCAAAUAUGACCUGAAGCAGCGGUAUGUGGCUGCCUGGGCCAUGCUGCAUGACGUGGCCUAUGAGGAGUCUACCCCGUGGCGGUGGCGGGGCCACUCGGACGUGGACUUCGCUGUAGAUGAGAAUGGCCUAUGGGUCAUCUACCCGGCCAUCAGCUACGAAGGCUUCAACCAGGAGGUGAUUGUGCUGAGCAAGCUGAAUGCAGCUGACCUCAGCACCCAGAAGGAGACCACGUGGCGGACAGGGCUGCGGAAGAACUUCUACGGGAACUGUUUUGUCAUCUGCGGGGUCCUGUACGCAGUUGACAGCUACAACAAGAGGAACGCCAACAUCUCCUAUGCCUUUGACACGCACACAAACACGCAGAUCAUCCCCCGGCUGCUCUUUGAGAAUGAGUACGCCUACACCACGCAGAUAGACUAUAACCCCAAGGACCGCCUGCUCUACGCCUGGGACAAUGGGCACCAAGUCACCUACCAUGUCAUCUUUGCCUACUGAGACCCCCUGCCAUAGUGGGGCACUGCGAGCCAGGGGCCACCAGCACCUUUUAUUAUUAUUUUUAUUGUUGUUAUUAUUUUGUACAAAUCAAAGAGUAAAUGAUGGAUUUUGUUUCAAGCUUGUUUUUUUUUUUUUUUUAUGGUGGAUUGUAGAUCGAUCCCCAGGCCAGAACCACCCCCUUUGUCUUUGCUGUAACCUUGCUUCUGCUUUUCCUUCCCCCCAGGGAGGAGGCCCUCCUUCAGGAGGGCAGACCCGGCUUACCUGCUGGCAGAGGAGGAGGUGGCCCAGACACAGUCCUCCUGAUGAGGUUUUUAGCUAAAGAUGAUCAGCAAGUGACCCAGAACCCAGUGCAAAGCUGGCCUUUCUGCUGCAGGCACCAGGUCCCAGUAGGAUUCUGAUGUCUGCCUCUCCUGAUGGAGGGGGUGCAUGUCCCGUGGGAAUGUCCCAUCUCUCGGGACCGUCUUCCCAGCUGAUGGCCAACAGGCCCUUCGGAGAUCCUGCUGUACAACGGGGCUGCAAGUGCAGCUUUGGCAGCCCCUGGUGCUGGCACUUAUGCCAAGGACUGUCCCCACUGGCCGGGGCUCUGCGCUUUGCAACCUGCUCUGGGGGGCUGGGCACACCCCAAGCCCUGACUCAUGUCUGGAGUGAACUGGCAGCAGCAGGGGGACACUGUAAAUAUGUGUAGAUGGCUUUUGUUUGUUCAUUUUGUAACCCAAACUAGCCACCUUUGGCAUUUGCUGGGUGAAGGCUCUGUUCUGCUGGGCUGCCUGGGUGGGGGGCUGGGGGAGCCCUUGCUCCCCAUUCUGCUGCUGCUCUGUCUCCCGCAGGGUCUCAGCCCGUGUGCCUUCUCACUGCCGCCCUGGUCCUGGCUGUUGGCCAUUGGGAGCCCCCACAGAGGCACAGCCCCUGCCCUUCUAGCCCAGCAGCAUCUUGUAUUUACCUGCUGUUAAUAAUAAAAGAUCAAGUACCUUU
Molecule: messenger RNA, 3431 nt
Organism: Phalacrocorax carbo (great cormorant)
Lineage: Eukaryota; Metazoa; Chordata; Aves; Suliformes; Phalacrocoracidae
Source: RefSeq, a predicted model, not a curated record